UGUCCUAUUUGAUUGGGGGAAGGCCGGAGGGGGUCCCUGCCUUCAUGUUCAAACCCUCCCAUUUUUUACCGUGCCCCUAAUGUUUACUCUUAUUUUCAAAAAUAAAAUAAAAUUGGACACUGAAUAACCUCUAAUGACCUAUAACUAUACUUCUUGCAUAUCAAACGAAAGCUAGGAACCUAGGGAAUACAGUAGCAGCAAGGAAUCCAGUGUUUGAUAUUUUAAUGGCCUCUAACGACUUCCAAGAACCUCUAACAACCUCUAAUGAACUCCAAAUUAAAAAAAAAUUAACUAUAGCUUUACGCAUAUCAAAUAGAACAUCUCCGCCAUCCCCUUUUAUUAUUAUUAUUAUUAAAAAAAAAUUUACGCGUAUUUUUCAAGCCAACGGUUAAGAUUUAUGUUCACUAUAAAUGCAAUAAAAUGGUGGGAAAAUGUAAAUAUACCUUAAAAGUAAGCGUUCCAAUAAAAUCUUCUCCAACCCUCCACUGAAGGUGUCUGUUCCAGGGACGGAACAAGAGGAAAAUAUUGAACUCUCUUGAGCUUUCAGCGUUCCUGAAAAAAAUUGAAAUAUUUCCAAGAACAAGUAACUAUAAUAUUGUUUGUGAUGAUGUUAGGUAUACUUUCCCAAUGGAUUUUUCCCAAAAGGCAAUUUCCCAAAAGGCAAUUUCCCAAGUGGCAACUUCCCAAGGGUAUUUUCCCAAGUGGCAACUUCUGAAAUGUGCAAUUUCUUAAGCGGCAUGAUAGGAACGAGAUGAGCAAAGCUAACGAGAUGUUGAAGACCGGGCAGGUACCCAUGGAUGUCAAUGCCAUGCCCGGGCUAGUGGAGGACGUGUCUGAUGUCGAGGACCUAGAGGGAGAAGGCGGAGUAAAUGCCCUGCAGACUGGAGAUGCGUGUUAUUUUUGCAAGAAAACUGGUCAUCAGAAGAGGGAAUGCCGGAAGUUCGAGGAAUGGAAAAAGAAAGACCCUCUUAGGAAACCUGGGGGAAACACGGGAAACCCUCGUAGUUCUAAUUCCCGCCCCCCCAUCUCAUGUUAUAAUUGCGGGAAGGAGGGACAUAUUUCGCGGGAAUGCAGGGGAGAAUGGCGGAACCAGGGGAGGAGAGGAAAUGGCGGAUAUGGAGGCGGACAGAUGGCGGAUAUGGCUAAA
This is a messenger RNA of Eurytemora carolleeae, 1147 nucleotides long. Its product is annotated as cold shock domain-containing protein 3-like. NCBI's taxonomy places the organism in Eukaryota, Metazoa, Arthropoda, Copepoda, Calanoida, Temoridae. The record is from RefSeq and is a predicted model, not a curated record. The transcript has a single exon. The annotation marks the transcript as partial. Gene Ontology annotation, molecular function: zinc ion binding; nucleic acid binding.